UCUUGUCACUAUAGCUCAGAUGCUGCUGCGCUGGUGUGACAAGGAUAGUGAAAUAUUCAAUACUUUAUGUACGCUAAUUUGGCUAUUUGCACAUUGUCCCUACAAGCGCCACAUAAUUCGGGAGUAUAUGACGACUCCUGAAGCAUUAUAUGUGGUGCGGGAGACUAAAAAACUUGUUGCGCGUAAAGAGCGCAUGAAUCAAAAUGUACGCAAGCCUGUUGCACCGUCACGUGCUCCCAAACAGCAACUAUUCCGCAGUCGUGCGUUACCCAGCCUCGAACCCGACUACGGCGUCAUACAUAAUAAGCCGUAUACAUUUGUAUCGUCGAUAUUUGCAUUUGAUAUGCUGCUAGCUGAACUGGAAAUUGAAGUCAAUUAAAUGUAUUUCUUUUAUUGUUGUUUUAGUGUAUAUGAUUAACAAAUUCAUUUUUUUAUCCGUUGUAUGUAAGAAUUUCCGUAACAAGAAUUUUCAUAUUUGAUUUGUUUUCUAUACCAGAUACGAGAGUUUUCCAAAACACAUGGAUACAAAGCAUUAUAAGAAGUUUGUGUUCAAAAAUGCAUCAAACCACAGCAUCAGUCUCUUUUAUUUCUACACUAUAAUUGAUGGAAAUGCCUUAUUUGCGCAAUUAAGUUCCAAUGCGGCAUUUAACCGUGGUUGCGCAUAUUGGUCAUUUCCUCAAAUUAUAGUUUCGAAAUAAAAGAGACUGAUGCUUUGGCUUGAUGCAUUUUUGAACACAGACUUCUAACGCUUUCUAUCGAUUGUAUUGAUGCGUUCUGGAAUAUAGCCAUACUAUCAGAAGACUAUCCGAUAUUCAUAUAUAUCAAAUAGACUAGUUCGCUGUACAAUACUUUUUGUCGGCUACGACUAUGAUUACGUUAAUAUAUCCACUGUAAUUAA
Rhagoletis pomonella (apple maggot) is the source of this 898-nucleotide messenger RNA. RefSeq names its product protein abnormal spindle-like. Lineage: Eukaryota; Metazoa; Arthropoda; Insecta; Diptera; Tephritidae. The transcript is spliced from 2 exons. The coding region runs from base 20 to 379 and encodes 119 amino acids. The record is from RefSeq and is a predicted model, not a curated record.